Molecule: messenger RNA, 567 nt
Organism: Papilio machaon (common yellow swallowtail)
Lineage: Eukaryota; Metazoa; Arthropoda; Insecta; Lepidoptera; Papilionidae
Gene: RpL40
Product: ubiquitin-60S ribosomal protein L40
Exons: 3
Coding region: 101-490 (129 amino acids)
Biological process (GO): protein ubiquitination; translation; modification-dependent protein catabolic process
Cellular component (GO): cytoplasm; ribosome; nucleus
Molecular function (GO): structural constituent of ribosome; protein tag activity; ubiquitin protein ligase binding
Source: RefSeq, a predicted model, not a curated record
AUAAAUCUGAACAAUCAUUUUUACUAUCUGUCAUAUUUUCUUUAAUUUGUCUUUUCGUAUGUGUGACAGUUUUAACAAGCACAUUUUCUAAAGCUAAACAAUGCAGAUCUUCGUAAAAACCCUCACGGGUAAAACCAUAACGUUAGAGGUUGAAGCCUCUGACACUAUCGAAAAUGUAAAAGCGAAAAUUCAAGACAAAGAGGGUAUUCCACCAGAUCAGCAAAGAUUGAUCUUCGCCGGCAAACAGUUGGAAGAUGGACGUACGUUGUCCGACUACAACAUCCAGAAGGAAUCAACACUUCACUUGGUGUUGAGGCUUCGAGGAGGUACCAUUGAGCCUUCCCUCCGCAUUUUGGCCAUGAAAUACAACUGUGACAAGAUGAUCUGCCGCAAGUGCUAUGCCCGCCUCCAUCCUCGCGCUACCAACUGCCGCAAGACCAAGUGUGGCCACACUAACAACCUCCGCCCCAAGAAGAAGAUCAAGGAUUAAGCAUUUCAUUUUCUUUCCACCAAAAAAAUGGCAAUUUUUUUAAAUGUAAACACUUGAAAAAAUAAAGUAAUAACCAA